Messenger RNA from Glycine soja, 1278 nucleotides. Its product is annotated as RNA-binding protein 42-like. Gene Ontology annotation, molecular function: mRNA binding. The coding region runs from base 103 to 849 and encodes 248 amino acids. NCBI's taxonomy places the organism in Eukaryota, Viridiplantae, Streptophyta, Magnoliopsida, Fabales, Fabaceae. The transcript has 6 exons. The record is from RefSeq and is a predicted model, not a curated record.
AACCCCAAACAAACAGAACCCUAUCAAAUCCAAACACUGCCUUAAGCCUUUGAUUCCCAAAUCCUCCCUUCAUCUCCCAUUGCACAGUGAUCGUUGCGAUCCAUGACGACACCACCGUCUUCCUCCUCAGCUUCGCAAUCGCAAUUCGCCUAUUCAAACCCCUCCUCCUCCUCCUCCUACUUCCCCGUUCCCUUUCACCUUCAGCAACCCGCAACCACUCACUACGCCGCGCCCUACGUCGCCGCCCCCUCCGUGCAAAUCCCCGCUCCUCCAGUCGUCGGCCCCGUUGCGCCCGCCCCUGUACCCGGCGUAUACUCCGCCGUGCCGCAAUAUCAGGCACAGCAGUUAUUUGAGAGGGAUGCGCAGAUAAUAACGCCGGAGGCUCUCGAGAAUGUCAAGGCAGCGAUUGCAAGCAGCGACGUGGAGCACAAAACCGAUGCCAAAAAGAAAGCGGUUCCUCGCAAAGCUGCUGGCCACGCUUGGGAGGAUCCUAUCCUUGCAGAGUGGCCAGAAGAUGAUUAUCGGCUCUUCUGUGGGGAUCUUGGUAACGAGGUGAAUGAUGAUGUUCUCUCAAAAGCAUUUUCACGAUUUCCUUCCUUUAACAUGGCACGAGUUGUCAGAGACAAGCGGACUGGUAAAACAAAAGGUUAUGGAUUUGUGAGCUUUGCCAAUCCUUCUGACCUUGCUGGUGCUCUUAAAGAAAUGAAUGGUAAGUAUGUUGGAAACCGUCCUAUAAAACUACGCAAGAGUAAGUGGAGGGAGAGGACAGAUUAUGAAGCACUGGAGAAACAGAAGAAUCACAUUCAAAAGAAACCGAAAAUGGCAAGGAAAGGUGUGCUGCACAAGUGACAGGCUGGAAUCUGUGUAAAUCAGGUUAACUAAGUAGAGAACACUUUACAAAUGCUAUUUCUUUUUUCCAUCUGAAAGGUAUUUCCCAUGUAACCGAAAAAAGCCCCCCCAAGACAUUCCUUUCCCGUUUGCAAAAUACUAUAGUUGUUAUUUUAAAGUGUAUGAUGUAUGCCCAAUACCAAAAAACCUUAUUUAUGUUUACAUUUCAGGAAUUUGUGGCAGUCGUUUAAUACAGCUUGAGGAAGGAACUCAGAAAAUGUAUAAAAUUUGAUUGACUGGCUUAUUUAAUUGAUGAAAAACUAUAGAUUGUGUGCUCAAGUUGGUACUUGGUGGAGUAGCAGAAAUACAAUCUGUCGAUGCCAUCCAGUACCACCCCACCCCCAUAUCAUUGGUAAUUAAUUCGAUAAAUGCACUUCCCAGCUUUGUGUG